CUUUGAGCUCCUGCCGAUCGUCCCUCCCCCCCUUGGCCGCCACGUCCCCCGGAGCCGUCAGGAUGGUCGCGCGAGUGGUGCUGCACCUGAUCUGCAUCGAGAUCUGCAUCAUUGCCGUCGCGCCCCGGUGCCUGGCACAGGUGGCCGCGCCCAACGCCGUCGAGGGCUUCACCCGUGUGGGCUCCGGCGUGUGUGCGUCUGGCGGCAAGCCACUCGACUUCUACAGCCCCCCUGUGCAGGACGGGGUGGGCACGUCACUCGGAUCUGUACGCGAACAUUGUCAACAGUGACUCACUGUCGCAUUGCUUGUGAUGCAGAUGCCAUCUGGAUGUGUCCACGGAUGUGCAGUCGCCGUGGCUGGCGUCCCUGUGGCUGAAUGCGUAAGCCAGGUCACUCACUGUAUGCACAAGUGCGCCCGCAUCUGGCAUGUCUCUCCCUCUGUCGCCUUCACUCGUUCAUUCGUUCAUUCGUGCGUGUGUCUCUGUGUGUGUGUGAUGCUCGAUGCAGGCCCGUAUGUGCAGCAACCUUACUACUGACCUGGGCGUGUGCGAGGGCAUCCAGCACGACACCACCACCGACUCGUGCCUCGUCAUCCUCAACGAGAAACCCGACGGCACAAUGGGCGGAGAGGCCAACGAGUGCUUCAGAUUCGUCGAUGGAUGUGAGCAGACGACACACACAGAGGCACCGAGACAGCUGAUACAGAGGUGAACGGUUUUCUGCGUGUCUGUGUCCGGUUGUCAGCGUUCGAGAGUGUUGGCACCGGUUCUUGCCGAAUCGAAAACGAGGAGGGCAUCAUGAUCAUCGGGCCCCACUACACCCUCCACGAGUCGCCGGGGACCAACAUCACGGCCGAAUACUGCUUCGAGUGAGCCAGCCCGUGACACACCCACAUUCACACAACUACCUCACCUCUCUGUGUGCGUGUGUGUGUGUGUAGGUAUUGUCUGCGGAUGAAUGAAGAGGAGGGCGCCAUCAGCACGCAGACGAACCAGCCCUUCUGCACGGGCGUAGAGGUCCGCGACCUGUGCGAGCUGCAGGUGGUCAUGGCGCCAACCACCGCCUCGCUCUCCGUCUGCUAUGCCAAAAACUGACUUGACAGAGCCACAUUUCAGUCAGGUCGGUGGGGCAGUGAGCGGCGUUUUAUGUGGCUAAUUAAGACAGUUCCAGUUUUGUGGGUGCGCGUGUGUCUGUAUGUGCCUGUAUGUGUCUGUCUUUAUGUGUCUGUCUGUAUGUGUGUCUGUAUGUGUGUGUCUGUAUGUGUGUGAGGAGGAGGAGGUGUGCGUGUGUGCGCGUGUGUCUGUAUGUGUCUGUAUGUAUGCGUCUGUAUGUGUCUAUAUGUGCGCACGUGCGUGUGUGAGUGUUUGUGUGUGUCUGUCUGUGAGGAGUGGCGGAGUGGCGGCGUAUCUGAAAGUGUCGUGGGUUGGUGUCGUGCCUUUUGUUGUGUGCGAUGGUGCGCUGUGAGGGCAUGGUAGUGCCGCGUGAUGUGAUUUAUGUGGUGUCGCGAAGUCGGUGUGUUGGGCUGGCAAAGGAGUGUAUCUUCUCCCUGGCUCUGCUGCGCGCAUCGGGCAGCCCUUGUCUAACAAGCGAGAAAUGACACGGUCGGUGCAGCGAGAAAUGACACAGAGGGAGAGAAAGGGAGAGUGAGCGGCUGAAUGGCUGUUGGCGUAGUGUGCUGCGGUGUACGUAUUGUGCGUGGGG
This is a messenger RNA of Vitrella brassicaformis, 1701 nucleotides long. The record is from the annotation of a GenBank genome assembly. Lineage: Eukaryota; Vitrellaceae.